AUGGUUGAAGGUUCCUGUACCUUCGUACCCGAAGACCGUCUUUACGAUUUUAUUGUGGUAGGAUGCGGAGCGGUGGGAUGUCCUCUUGCGAGGACGCUUGCAGAUGCUGGGAACAGAGUUUUGGUCUUGGAAAGAGGAAAAGAGAGGGCGAAAGAAAAAACACCCCACGCCAUGGAUAUUUUCGGCGCGGGCAAGGCUGUUGCCGACGAGACCCUUUCCCAGCUCAUUCAGACGAAUCAAGGAGUCCGCAGCCAGGCGGCCGCAGUGAUGGGGGGAGGUACUAGCAUCAACAUGGCGAUAGUGGCGAUGGAGAACAAAGAAUAUUUUGAAUAUUUGAACUCCACGCACGGUUGGAAACUGAACUCUGACAUGCUGAAAGAGGCGCAAAAGUGGGUCGGCCAGGCUUUCAAGCCUAUGCCCCAGGACCAAGCUUAUGGGUCCAGACUGGCUUUGAGCUUGCAAGAUGAAGGUUACAGGCCUGUUCUCCAUUCACAUGAGAAGGCGAUCAAGUUCGGUGGCCCGCAGAAUGGCCUUGGAAGCCCAGCUGAGAUUAUGCCCGGCCACGUAUGGGGAGGACUGACGGUGUUCGAUAAAGAUAAGCAAUUCUUCAGGAACGCUGCGGAUGUCUUUUUGUACAUGGCGGGUGGGCAGUUUGCACAUCCCGACCGCCUUCUAGUCAAGACGGAACAGUAUGUAGAGAGAGUCCUCUUUGCUAAUCCAAGAGCUACAGUGCCGCAGGCUAUCUGCGUCACACACAGACAUACCACAGCAGAAGACAUUGCUCCAAUCGGGCUAGACGUGCCACCGCCGCGUCCAAGUGCUGCAACGGGAGGAAUAUUGCCCUAUUUACUGUCCUACGCGCGUCAAAUAAUUAAUUGGAUCUGGCCCAGUGACACGUCUACGGAAAUAUCAUGCAUUCGUCGACACGGCGAGGUCAUCUUGUCUGCCGGAGCUGUCCAUAGUCCUCUGCUUCUCUUCCGGUCGGGUGUGGGCCCGCGUGAGCAACUUCGAGAAAUGGGCGUAGAAGAAGUUGUUGCACUGGAACAGCUUGGGCAGAACCUUUCAGACAGAGUUCUUAUUCCGAUCCAGAUGUUUCUCAAGGAGAAAAAGAGAAAAGAAGACAGGGUUCCCAGAGUGUGCCAAGUAUUCGGGCUGAGACACCACGGACCGCAGUGUGAAGGUGUUGGGGUUAACGAGCGGACCCUGAAGUGUUCGCUGUUAACAACGGAAGAGCUCUCAGGACCGAACAUCAUUCACGGUCUCCUCUGGGCAUCUCAUCUGCUGGUACCGCCAUCAUGGCGCGACCAUCCUGCCGCUCAUGCUGUUUUCAAAUUUGUUCGCUUCUGCGAAGGGAAGGUUCAAUUUCGGAGCACACGCGAGUACCCACCGGCCUGCGUGUUUGUCGAAGGCCUGCUUGACUGCUUAGACCGCAGCUUUUCAAUUUUCUACUUCACGACCGAGCCCAAAUCCCGAGGUUAUAUUCGGCAGCACAGAGAUGGUCGAAUCGAAGUCGAGGCUAAUUAUCUCAAAGACGAACAAGACUUAUUCGACGCUGUGAGAGGCGUUCAGUCUCUCAUUAACCAAGUGAACGGCGGCCACCUCAAUGACAUCGUCGAGCCUCUCCAGCCAGGUUCAUGCCCAGUCAUGAUGCUGCACACUGUCGUCAAGCUCUUUCUGCAAUUUGCUCAAGCGGAUGAUCUACCCCAGUACGAAAAGCAGCUGCUUUCGGUACGGCGGCACGCAGGUGAUCUGCAACCACUUCGGCGCAGCGAAAGUUAUCCUCAGACGCCAGCUGCAUCAGGACAAAAGAGCGAGAUGCAACCCCUGAUUGACCUAGUUAAUGGAAAAGGAGAGAGAAGAGGAUCCCCAAUCUCCACUACACCCUCGGAUGCUCCAAAGUCUCAAGCACCCAUCGAAACUCGCCAGCAACGCACCGCGGCACAGCCGGUCGAGGCUCUGGAAGAGGCCAUGAGAGAAAUAUUUGAAGAUAGGGAAAAGCUGAAGCAGCUUUUGGAAAACGGGCCUGCCCAAAAACGCCGGCGUCAAACUGCUAAAUCCCCGUCACCCACAGCUCCGGGCGCGAACGCCGAGACAGCUAAGCCCAAUGAGUCAGUAGCACAGUCGCGGGGGUGUUUCGGCGACGCCGAACGGGCCUGCAAGGAUGGUCCAAUCCACAGUGACCUUUACAGCACUACCUGCAGUGCGCAUGAUAUUUUCACAAAACGAUACGGAUCUGCCUGCGAACCACUACACGGUGUGCCGACGGCACAAUCCGAGUAUUCUGAGGGCUUUGCGUCUUGGGAAGAGAGUCUCCUCGAUGCCGGUAUACAAGAGUUUUUUCGGGAGACAAUGCCGACGGGAUCUAGCCAACGGGCAGCCACCUUCCCCCCCAUCUUGCCACGCGUCGACGAUCCCGAAGCACUUGCGGCUUUUGCUGUGACAUACAUGACAAGCAUCUGGCAUUUCGCUGGGACCGCCGCAGUAGGACAUGUAGUGGACCAUGAUUUUCAGGUCAAGGGUAUCAGAGGUCUUUCGAUAGCAGAUGCAUCUAUCUUGAACCAGAUGACUCGUCUGAAUCCUACGGCGACCCUGCUUACACUUGGAAGGUACAUCGGCAUGCAGAAGGCCAAGUCUCACGAGAUGAGAAAAAAACGCAAGAGCAGGAAGGCGACGGCGGAACUUCCGCAACAGACGUCCGAUAAACGAGAGACAACUAUUUCCUCCGUUCCGCAAACGUCGUGA
Besnoitia besnoiti is the source of this 2742-nucleotide messenger RNA. RefSeq names its product GMC oxidoreductase. The transcript has 11 exons. Gene Ontology annotation, molecular function: flavin adenine dinucleotide binding; oxidoreductase activity, acting on CH-OH group of donors. The record is from RefSeq and is a predicted model, not a curated record. The coding region runs from base 1 to 2742 and encodes 913 amino acids. Lineage: Eukaryota; Apicomplexa; Conoidasida; Eucoccidiorida; Sarcocystidae.